GCCCGUGGCCCGAUGACGUGGCUGCGUUCUUGAGCCUCAGCGGUAGAAGCGGUGGCCGACAAACCGGCACUGACAACACAGCCAGGAAGCAGACGGCCGAGGGGAGGGGACGAGCCUCCGCGCAACGCACUGGGAAGGAAGCCACAUUAGUUGGAAAGCGAGAUGGGGUCGCAGUGGAGAGUGGUGCUGUUGGUUGUGUGCGCCUUGGAGGUGAUACUGCCAAGUCGGGCAGAUGAGCACGAUCACACGUAUAUAGAAAAAGAAGAGGUGGUCUUGUGGAUGAACACAGUUGGGCCGUACCACAAUCGGCAAGAAACGUACAAGUAUUUUUCACUUCCUUUCUGCGUUGGGUCUAAAAAGACAAUUAGCCAUUACCAUGAAACACUGGGAGAAGCACUUCAAGGAGUGGAAUUGGAGUUCAGUGGGCUUGACAUCAAAUUUAAAGAGGAAGUUAUGCAGGCAACAUACUGUGAAAUUGACUUGGAUAAGGCAAAAAGAGAUGCCUUUGUAUAUGCCAUUAGAAACCACUAUUGGUACCAGAUGUAUAUUGAUGACCUACCAAUAUGGGGCAUUGUUGGAGAAGCAGAUGAAAAUGGGGAGGACUAUUACCUUUGGACGUAUAAAAAGCUGGAAAUAGGCUUCAAUGGCAAUAGGAUUGUGGAUGUAAACCUCACCAGUGAAGGAAAAGUCAAACUGGUUCCUAACACAAGGAUUGCAAUGUCUUACUCAGUGAAAUGGAAAAAAUCAGAUGUAAAGUUUGAAGACCGAUUUGACAAAUACCUCGAUCCGUCCUUCUUUCAACACAGAAUUCAUUGGUUUUCAAUCUUUAACUCAUUUAUGAUGGUUAUUUUUCUUGUGGGGCUGGUUUCAAUGAUUCUUAUGAGAACAUUACGGAAAGAUUAUGCAAGAUACAGCAAAGAGGAAGAAAUGGACGACAUGGAUAGAGAUUUGGGUGAUGAAUAUGGGUGGAAACAGGUCCAUGGCGAUGUGUUCAGACCAUCCAGCCAUCCUCUGAUGUUCUCCUCUCUGAUUGGAUCAGGCUGCCAGAUUUUUUCAGUGUCCUUGAUUGUUAUCAUUGUAGCAAUGAUUGAAGAUCUUUAUACAGAGAGAGGAUCUAUGCUUAGUACAGCAAUCUUUGUUUAUGCUGCAACAUCACCAGUAAAUGGCUACUUUGGAGGAAGUUUGUAUGCCAGACAAGGAGGGCGGAGGUGGAUAAAGCAGAUGUUUAUUGGUGCCUUUCUGAUUCCUGCCAUGGUGUGUGGAACAGCUUUUUUUAUUAACUUCAUUGCCAUCUAUUACCAUGCUUCAAGAGCCAUACCUUUUGGAACAAUGGUUGCUGUUUGUUGUAUAUGCUUUUUUGUUAUCCUUCCUCUGAAUUUGGUUGGGACAAUCUUGGGCCGAAAUUUAUCUGGACAGCCAAAUUUCCCUUGCCGUGUGAAUGCUGUGCCACGUCCAAUCCCAGAGAAGAAAUGGUUUAUGGAGCCUGCUGUCAUUGUUUGUCUUGGUGGAAUUCUUCCAUUUGGCUCCAUUUUCAUUGAGAUGUAUUUCAUCUUUACCUCUUUCUGGGCAUACAAGAUAUAUUAUGUAUAUGGCUUCAUGAUGCUAGUGCUUGUAAUCCUCUGUAUUGUGACAGUAUGUGUGACCAUUGUGUGCACCUACUUCCUGCUCAAUGCCGAAGACUAUAGGUGGCAAUGGACAAGCUUUUUGUCUGCAGCAUCAACAGCAGUCUAUGUUUACAUGUAUUCUUUCUACUACUAUUUCUUCAAAACAAAGAUGUAUGGCCUAUUUCAGACAUCCUUCUACUUUGGAUACAUGGCAGUUUUCAGCACUGCAUUGGGUAUAAUGUGUGGUGCUGUUGGUUACAUGGGAACAAGUGCCUUUGUUAGGAAAAUAUACACAAAUGUGAAGAUUGACUAGAAGAUACAACAGUACUGGGGACUUGGGAUCAUUGUCUGCUUCUCGCAAGGGGCUGGAACUUGCACAAGUUAUUCUGCAAGAAAUGUGGCUCUAUUACAGGCUGUUGUGUGGACCUCCAUGUUGCAGAUGGAUUACAAGAGACAUCUGUAUUCAUCGAUAUUAAGUUCUUAUUGACUGCUGUCGCCAACGUGUCAUGAGCGGAUGCUUGUAUUAUAAACAGUAGGCGUUAUUUCAAUACAUUGCUAUCCCCCACCCUCUAUCCAAAAAGAGGAAACCCCCAAGCUCAUUACUGAUGAUUAGUGUAGCUCUCUUCAGUGAAGAGGACAAAAAGUUUAUUGAAAGCAUUUGUUCUGUUAUGUAAGAAACUGGGGGAACUUGGUUGCCUGAAGUAGAUGAUCUGGAGUUCUUCUGGUGUUUUUACUGUGUCCGGUUAUCCAGAAAACCACAAAUUUUAGUUUUUGUAGCAGUUGUUAAUGUGCUUUUUUUAAUGUAUCAACACUGGGUACUGCUUAAACAUGAUAGCAACAUCCAUCUGAGAUUAUAAAAAGUACUCUGUGCAUUUAAGAUCGUCCAGCUUUAACUAUAACUGGACCAAUGCCAUUUCUCACUUCUUAUUUAUGUUCCGAUUCAUUCUUGUAUUGUAGAGCAUUUGCUUAUUUAAGUUUUUCUAUCCAUCAGUCCAUCCAAAGGCAACUUUAGUGAUGGUCCGGGCAGGGGUUUGUGCACUACAGUUUACUGUACAGCUAGAAACAGAGGUAACUGUUAGCUGAAUUGUUUUUAUUAGAGAUUGAAGUGACAAAUCAUUUUAAUGGGAUGUCUGGCGUGAUCCUCUCUCCAAGUAGUCUUACCUUUAUUUUUUAUCUUUGGGUUUGAAUGAAGGCUUUACUUGACAUUGUACGGAUAUGGGGAAGUGAUGUGUAUAUAACCUGAUAUUAUAAUGUAACUUUAGGUGUAGAACCCAGAUGUAUUUGGAUGUACAGAUUUAUUACAGAGUACUUUUUUCUUAAAAAAGCAAAAUAUAAGCAAAUGUUAAUUUUUCUUUCUUUUUUUUUUUUUUUUCCCCUCUUUCCCUAACAAGCUUUUUGACAUCUUGCUUGGCAUUGCAUGAUCACUCUACUUCAUUAUGUAUGGGUCAUGCAUUUUCUUGUUUGUUUCUUUCAAUGUCUGAAUACGUCAAAUGCAACUCUUUUUUUUGGUGUGUGUGUGAUGGUUGUUGGGUCUUUUAUUUGUCAUUUGAUACUUUUGUUUCUUCAGUUGAUUCCUACUUUUCAAACUCUCCUGUAUGUGUUCCCAAGGUGGGGGUUUCUUUAGAAAGUUGCUAUGAUAAUAUAAAUAAACUUUUCAGGAAAAUGUAUUCUCGCUGAUAGUCAGCGCCUCAGUUCUUUCUGGGAGAUGGUCAUUUCUGUACUCAUUUGCAUGUUGUGUCAUUUGAAUGCAGGGCCAGGUAAUGUGGUAACUGCACAUUAGAGUUAAUCCAAGUGCACAUCUCACUAGAGCCAUUGUCCUAAGAUGACCUAUUGUUUCUAAAAUAGCUAGUACUGCACCCCAUUACUGAGCUCUACUUUUAAAAGAUGCGACCUGUACUUUGUGAGUAUCCUGUUUUUUGUUGUUCACUCAGAAGCAAGCUCUUUACUGAUUUUUGCCAAUCUACUGUACAGAGGUUUUCUAAGUCUCUCACCGUCUGAUAUUGUAAUGCCACAAGCUGCUUCUAAUUGUCAUCAUCAACAUUGUGAUUUAAAAAGAUUUUGUAUAUAAGUAGAUUUAUCUAUACACUCUAAAACAUCCCAAACAACUUGUUUUUCUAAUACAGGCUAAUAUCUAAUAGUAUUUAAUGAUUAAAAAAUAAAUCUGAUGCUUUGUCUUACAGUACAACUCUGUAAAAAGUCUCAGACUGGUAAUAAAGUUUAAGAAGGAAAGGCAAACAAAGAGGACUCUUUUAAUGGACCCUGUUUUCGAAUUUAUUGCAGGUCCAGUGCUUGUCUGCACUUUCACCAUAAUUACUCUGUUUCUGUCAAAAGUUGAUUUUGUCUGCACAAUAAUAAUUUGUUUAUGCUGUUAUGGAAAUGGGGAGAAAAGUAAGUGUGAAAGGUGUGCUAAGAACUAUCAAGCCACUUUCAGUUUUGUUUAUGUUGCACUUACAGUAGCUUGCAUUUGUCUUUUAUGUUAACUAAAUCACAGACGUUUUGAGUUUUACGUUUUUGUGUGUUUUCCAAAAAAAUAAAAAAUGUGUUUUUUUUUUCUCAUGAAGAAAGGAGGGCAAUUCUGUUUUAUGUUUUAAUGAUUAUAAGUAUGAAUGUUACAGUUAGCAUAUAUUGGAAAUCAUGUAUUUUUUGGGGUUGGUACCUGUUUUCUAUAUUAUCAAGAGUUUUGGAAAUGCAGUCCACGUCCGUGCAAUUUGAUUAAUAAAACAAACAGAACAAU
Molecule: messenger RNA, 4338 nt
Organism: Polypterus senegalus (gray bichir)
Lineage: Eukaryota; Metazoa; Chordata; Cladistia; Polypteriformes; Polypteridae
Gene: tm9sf3
Product: transmembrane 9 superfamily member 3
Exons: 15
Coding region: 163-1917 (584 amino acids)
Biological process (GO): protein localization to membrane
Cellular component (GO): membrane
Source: RefSeq, a predicted model, not a curated record